AUGCCAGUAGGCAACAGAGGUGGAGGGCCAACCGGCAACAGAGGUGGAGGACCGAGCAAUGAUCGCCCAGCUCUCGACCCGAGAACAGCACCUGCUCGACCCAACAAGUCACGAGUGACCUUCGCAGACAGCCCACAAACUCCGCGGGCAAAUCAAAAUGCCUACGUGCCAGCAAGAACGCCGGGUUCUCUCGCGCCCAAUCAAGGGUUCUCGUAUGCUCACGCAGCCCACAAAGGUAGCCAGUAUACAGCUCCGCCCCAGCACGUCCAGGAUGAGGAGAACCUACAAAGGGCAUUUGGCAACUUGGAUAUGAAUGACAGCACCAAUCUUGUCAAUCCUUCAAUGGCACCGGUGGCCCAGCCAGCACCAUCUCAGGUUUUAGUCGAGCCCCCAAAGCCGCCGCCAGGCAAGAGUCGAAUAGGCUACUCCACAUACUGGGCUCCCAGAGGCCACAAUGACCCCAAGUGGCUGAAGACUGAUAUCUGCUUCAAAGCACCAUAUUCGAGAAGCACCUUCAAUCUUGGCGACGUUAUCGCCAUCCCGUACCACGUCUCCAACAUGGAUGAGUACGCCGAUCCAAACGAUCUUCACAUCGCCAUCAACAAAGAGUACGGCCCAAUCUACUCCAAGCGACGCAUGUUCGUCGUUGUCCACAAGAACUUCGCCAGUCUCUUCUGCUUACCGCUCUACUCCCACAAAGGCUCAGGCAUGAAAAAGUACCUCGACAACGAUGACCACAUGAAAGAAGUCAUCGAAGUCAGAGACGUCAUCUACCGCGGCGCUCAGGGACGUUGGAUUCAGCAGCACAAAUUCUACAACCCGCUGGACUUUGUGCACAAGGAUUCUCCGAGGAAUUGUCUUAUCAAGGAGACGAUUGUGCAUUUGUCAGGAGGGGUGCGCAUCGAUUGGCAUGAGCCUGCGACGUAUGUGGGGAGAUUUACGCAGAGGUCGCAUGAGGCGCUUGUGAAGUAUUAUUUGCAGGUGCAGAGGAAGGCACAGGCUGAGGUUUGUACGAAUUGGCCGAAGGUUGGGACGAAUCCGAGGAUGAAUACGGAUUAUUUGAGAGGGAAGUGA
Molecule: messenger RNA, 1074 nt
Organism: Fulvia fulva
Lineage: Eukaryota; Fungi; Ascomycota; Dothideomycetes; Mycosphaerellales; Mycosphaerellaceae
Exons: 1
Coding region: 1-1074 (357 amino acids)
Source: RefSeq, a predicted model, not a curated record